Messenger RNA from Xyrauchen texanus (razorback sucker), 4802 nucleotides. RefSeq names its product fms related receptor tyrosine kinase 4 (gene flt4). The coding region runs from base 470 to 4585 and encodes 1371 amino acids. Gene Ontology annotation, cellular component: signaling receptor complex. Gene Ontology annotation, biological process: multicellular organism development; positive regulation of kinase activity; cell surface receptor protein tyrosine kinase signaling pathway. Gene Ontology annotation, molecular function: ATP binding; transmembrane receptor protein tyrosine kinase activity. The transcript is spliced from 30 exons. The record is from RefSeq and is a predicted model, not a curated record. Lineage: Eukaryota; Metazoa; Chordata; Actinopteri; Cypriniformes; Catostomidae.
UCUUAAGAUUUCAACCAGUGGCAGACAUGGUCUCGGAGAUAUUAACACAAAACACAUGUCCACUGUAGUGGGCACAGUUUGAUUGCUGGCUCUCAGGGGGAUCUAUUAGCUGUGUGCAAAUGUACUGUGAGUGGGCCAGACGCUUAUCAUGGUGUGUGUGACACUUCAGACUGGGGGAGCAAUAGUAUUAUCUCAGAGGAGGACACAUGCGUUUUAUGAACGAAAGGAGGCAUAUGAGUGAGUCAGGGGGGAAAGGAAAUGAAUGUAAAUCCAUUCAGAACUUCAGGAUUCUCUUUUCAACAGAAAAAAAAAGAGUUUUAUUCAUCGCGUCCUGUGGCACAUCUUCUCGAGGAGACUUCUCUGUUUUUCACCUGAAUCUGAAGUUCUUCUGCUCGCUUUAUUAAAUGACAUCGGAACACAAGCCAGUUUGUUAGAAUAUCUAAAACCCCGGAGGACUGGAAACCUGGAAAUGAAGAGAGAUUUUACGCUUUUCUGUCGGAUUUGGAAUGGGAUUGCCUUUUUCUCAGGUCUGGUGACUGGAUUUUCCAUAAGUCCACCCACCCUUGACAAAACCAAAGACCAGUUUGUGAUAAACGCUAACGACACAUUGACAAUUACAUGCAGAGGACAGCGGAUUCUGGACUGGAGCUGGCCUGAAGAGUCUUUGAGUAAAAUUGAGUUGACCGAUCGUCAGGAUCAGCAGCUGCCCGUUGACGGCCCGGGCCACAGAGCAGUCAUUGUGAGGGAGUGCCAAGGGGAGCCAGGGAGACCUUAUUGCAAGACCUUAAUACUGACCAACACCCAGGCCAAUGACUCAGGGUACUACCGCUGCUUCUACCAGGACAUCAAAGCAAUCAUCGAUGGAACCACGGCGACCAGCAUAUACGUCUUUGUGCGAGACCCAAACCAGCCAUUUAUCAGGAGAAAUGAGAACGGCAUAGAGACCAUCUUCGUAACAGGCGCUGAAACACACAUCAAAGUGCCUUGUCUGGUGUCAGAUCCUGACCUGAAUGUCACACUCUUCUUGUUAGAGCAAACUCCUACGCUUCUGGAAGGCGAUGAGAUCACCUGGAAUAACAAAAGAGGCUUUUCCGUUCCCAGACUCAUCUUUGAAAACAGUUCCAUAUUCUUCGGGUUCUUCUGCUCCACAGUGUCCCAAAACAGCGAGUCCAGAUCACUUGUGUAUUUUGUGCAGGCCACAGGAUUUAAGUUUUAUGAGCUCAAGCUGUAUCCAGAAGACUCGCCCAUGGAGCUUAUGCAGGGGGAGAUACUGGUGCUCAACUGCACUGCGCUGGUGGAGUUCAACACUGGUGUGGAAUUCAAGUGGGACUAUCCGGGCCAAAAGGACAAUAGGGUGGCGAGUUUACAACCCGUGCGGAACAUCCUGGAUAAAGCCACGGAAGUUUCCAGCAUUCUGACCAUCCGAGACGUUCACGUGAAAGACAGCGGCUUUUACACCUGCUUUGCUGGCAGCAUGGAAAUAAAACGAGAGCUGACUAUUUUGGUCAUAGUUCACGAGAAACCUUUCAUUAGUUUGGACUACAGAAAUGGAUCAGUUAUAGAGGCUAGAGAUGGACAAAAAUCUGUCCGACUGUCUUUGAAAGUGUCGGCAUACCCCUUACCAGAAACACAAUGGUAUAAGAAUGGGAAACUGAUCACCAAACGUCCAGAGUUCAGCAGGUUUAAGGUCCAGCAACAGGCACUGGAGAUCAGGGACGUGUGUAAGCAGGACGCAGGGGAAUAUACGGUCGUUUUGAAAAACACGCCUGCUGCCUUGGAGAAAAGACUAAACUUUACUCUCAUCGUCAAUGUUCUGCCUCAGAUCCAUGAGAAGGAGGCAGCAUCGCCUGCUAACCCUUACAGGAAGGGCAGUCGACAGACCCUCACUUGCACUGCCACCGGCACCCCCCCAGCCACCAUCAGCUGGCAGUGGAGGCCCUGGAGCCCCUGUGGUCCCAACAGCACCCGCAGAACCCUGGGUCGAAGAGACCAACGAGACAAGAUUCCCCUCUGUCAAGACUGGAUGGAUCUGGAUCCCGACCACACCAUCAAUCCUAUCGAAAACAUUGAUACUUUGACUGAGAUGGUGGAUGGAAAAGAAAAGACUGUAGGCCGUGUGGUCAUUCAGAACGCCAAUGUGUCCACCAUGUACAAGUGCUCAGCGGAGAACAAAGUUGGAAAAGAUGAACGAUUGAUCUAUUUCUACAUAACCACUAUUCCAGAAGGAUUUGGAAUAGAGAUGGAGCCUUCGGAAGAACCACUAGAACAGGAUCUGGUGCGGCUGAAGUGUAACGCAGAUAAUUACACCUAUGAAAACCUGCAGUGGUAUCGUCUGGGCCUGCAAGUAGGUCCUCCAGAAUUGGACUGCAGGAGUCUGCACCAGUACACAGAGACACUGGGGGGAAAGCUCUCGUUCCAGACCUCUAGUAACAACUGGGUCCUAGAGCUCACCAUACCCAACAUCCAGUUACAGGACGAGGGGAACUACGUGUGCGAGGUGCAGAACCGCCACAGUGGGGAAAAACAUUGCCACCGCAAGUAUAUCCCGGUCAAAGCGCUGGAAGCACCUCGAUACCGUCACAACCCCACCAAUCAGACUGUGAAUGUGAGCGAGUCACUGCUUAUGAAGUGUGAUGUGGAGGGCACACCGUCUCCCCAGCUGUCCUGGUUUAAAGACAACCAACCCCUCCACCAGAUAUCAGGAAUCCUGCUGCAGGACUCCAAUCGGACGCUCAGCAUUCAGCGCGUGCGAGAGGAAGAUGCAGGUCUGUACACGUGCACUGCCUGCAACAAGAGGGGCUGUGUUCAAUCCUCUGCAUCAGUGUCCGUCAUCGGUUCAGACGACAAGACCAACGUAGAAAUCGUGAUUCUCAUCGGAACCGGAGUCAUUGCCAUCUUUUUCUGGGUCCUUCUACUCGUCAUCUUCUGCAAUGUCAAACGGGUGAACCCAGCUGAUAUCAAAACAGGCUAUCUGUCCAUCAUCAUGGACCCAGAGGAGGUGCCGCUUGAGGAGCAGUGUGAAUACUUGUCGUAUGACUCCAGCCAAUGGGAGAUAUCACAAGACAGACUGCGACUUGGUAAAGUGCUCGGGCAUGGAGCUUUUGGGAAGGUGAUUGAAGCUUCUAUCAGUGGAGACGACAAGAAGACCUGUUUAAGCUCGGUGGCUGUCAAGAUGUUGAAAGAGGGAGCCACAGCCAGUGAACACAAAGCCCUCAUGUCAGAACUGAAAAUCCUUAUUCACAUCGGAAACCAUCUCAAUGUUGUCAACCUGCUUGGAGCGUGUACCAAACCCAAUGGUCCUCUCAUGGUUAUAGUGGAAUACUGCAAAUAUGGAAAUCUCUCCAACUUCCUGCGCGCCAAGAGGGAAUUCUUCUUACCGUACAGGGAUCGGUCUCCUAAAACUCAGUGUCAGGUGCGGAGAAUGAUCGAGGCGGGUCAGAUGGGUCAGCUUGGACAUCAGCCAUCCACCUCCUCCGACAUCAACCCCCCAAUGCAGUUUCGGGUGGAUGAUCUUUGGAAGACCCCACUCACGAUAGAGGAUUUGAUAUGUUAUAGCUUUCAGGUUGCACGCGGGAUGGAAUUCCUGGCAUCUCGGAAGUGUAUACAUCGAGAUCUGGCAGCCCGGAACAUACUCCUGUCCGAAAACAAUGUGGUGAAGAUCUGUGACUUUGGUUUGGCACGUGACAUCUACAAAGAUCCUGACUACGUGCGCAAAGGCAAUGCCAGACUGCCUCUGAAGUGGAUGGCUCCUGAGAGUAUCUUUGAUAAGGUUUACACCAGUCAGAGUGACGUAUGGUCAUUUGGAGUAUUGCUCUGGGAGAUUUUCUCUCUAGGUGCGUCUCCAUACCCGGGCAUUCAGAUCGAUGAGGACUUCUGCACACAGCUUAAAGAUGGGACAAGGAUGAGGGCACCAGACAACGCUUCCCCUGAGAUAUAUGGGAUCAUGUUGGCCUGCUGGCAGGGCGAGCCCAGGGAAAGACCCACGUUUCCAGCUCUGGUGGAGAUACUUGGAGAUCUACUGCAGGAAAACAGUCUUCCUGAAAUCCCAUUAAAUGUGUCUCAGAGCUCAGAGGAUGAUGGUUUCUCACAAGCUUCCUCGAGACCCUCAUCACAAGAAGAGAUCAAACUAGCCAGUAACACACUGUCUACACGAUAUUACAACUGUGUGCCUUUUUCUGGGUGUAUCAUGGUGGGACCCUCCAUUAGGCCUACUUGUCAUUCACGGGUGAAGACAUUUGAAGAACUUCCUUUGGAAAUGACAUCACACAAGACACAUGACAGCCAAACAGACAGUGGGAUGGUUUUGGCAUCAGAUGAACUGGAGAGAUUUGAACACAAGCACAGAGGGGCCAUGUUGAAAAACACAUCAGAGGGCCACAGCACAGAACGGCUCAUCAGUUCAAUAUCUGUGAGUAGCACUGGCAGUACCAGCACACUGCCACCACCAUUUUUCAGCCAACUCUCUGGACAAACCUUCUAUAACAAAGAGUACGGCCAACUGUCAGAAGAGGGCGUCAGUGACUUCUUCUCCUCGUCAGAUCAGGCAGGGUAUGACAAAGCCUGCCCGGCAACCUCCAACCUGUAACAGCACUGAUUGGCCAGUCAUAUUCUGCUCGGCUCCGCCCCCUCACCAUUAACUGAACUGAUCUCUGGCUAUGUGAAGUUCUUUCAGCAGUCACUGGGUGGCACCAUUAUGUCAAUUUCAAAUGAAAAAGUAUUUUAUCGCCUUAGUUACAUAUAAUGCAUCUUUAUAUAAAGAGUAAACGUCUUUUUUAUUUGUACAAAAAAGAGAAAAUAACCCG